CCAUUAUUAACCUUCCCAAUUUUCAUUUCUUCCAGUCCCGAGUAAGUACUGUGUAUAUACACUACUAGGGAUGUUUUCUACUCGCCCUCCUAUCCCUUCUCCUUCCAUAAUCUAACCUAAGGCCAAUAUAUAUAGAACCCAACCCUGAUUUCUCCAUUCUCUCCAAGCCGCUCCCCUUGUUCUCCUCCCCCAUCCCAAAGAUGCCUUUUUGAGCUCCCAAACUCGGCUUCUUGCAUAUCUAUGCACUGAUCUUAGCCGUCCCCAUUAUUUCAUCAUCAAGGAAUCAUUAUCUUCCUAGCAGCCAGUCUUUCAGAUGUUCAUUUGAAGAAAAAUAUCAACACCAGUUGUUUGGCUGUGAAUAGCUUUUCUUUAAUUUAAAGAUCGAGUUUUUAAGGUGUUGAUUGCGAUGGGACCAAGUAUGGACUGUGCGACGACGACCCUUCUUUGUGACGAGGGAGACGAUGGGGUUGUUGGGCAUGGGUUAGGAGUUCGUAGGAAUCGUCGGAGUUUGACUAAGUUGCCGGUUCAGAGUGAGGAGUGUUUGGCUUUGAUGAUUCGGAAGGAGAGUGAAAACUUGCCUUCAUGUGAUUACCUGAAGAGAUUGAGGAAUGGGGAGGUGGAUGUUGCCUCUAGAGAUGAAGUUCUUGACUGGAUUGCAAAGGUUCACUCACAUUUCAAUUUUGGACCACUGUGUGCAUAUUUGGCUGUGAGUUACCUUGAUAGGUUUCUGUCUGCAUAUGAUUUUCCUGAGAGCAAGAGCUGGAUGAUGCAGCUUUUAGCUGUUGCUUGUUUGUCUAUAGCAGCCAAAAUGGAGGAAACUGAUGUCCCCCUCUCUCUAGAUUUACAGACCGGUGAUAGCAAAUAUGUGUUUGAAGGUAGAACCAUUCAAAGAAUGGAGCUUCUUGUGUUGACCACACUUAAAUGGAGAAUGCAGGCAGUCACUCCAUUCUCGUUUAUGGAUUACUACCUCACGAAGAUAAACAGGGAUCAAACUGCUUCAUGUUCUUCCAUUGUCAAAUGCACAGAACUCAUACUGAGCACACUUAAGGGGAUUAACUUCAUCGAAUUCAAGCCAUCUGAGAUUGCAGCAGCUGCAGUGGCUAUAUCUGUUGCAGUAGAAACUGAGGCUGUAGACAUUGAGAAAGCAAUUUGUUCACUUACUCCCCAAAUACAAAAGGAGAGAGUGAUGAGAUGUGUGGAAUCCAUGCAAGAAUUUUCUUCUCCUAGCGGUUUUCUAACGGUUCAAAGAACAUCACAUGUAAGUGUACCAAACAGUCCUAUCGGUGUUCUAGAGGCCGCCUCCUGCUUGAGCUAUUCGACUGCUGAUGAUUUGGGGGUUGGGUCAUGUGAAGAUGAGUCCUCUCAUGACAAUCCCGUUACAAAGAGGAGGAAGCUGGAAGAUUGAAAAAGAAACAAUCUAAUGCUGCAAAACAAAUUGGAUGGUUUCAAUGAUAUGAUCAAGAAGUGGUUUGUAUGCUUAUUAGCAUUGAGGAGAAGCCGUCGGCUGUUAUAAAUGUUUUAAGACUUCUUGACAACUCUUUGAAGGUGAUUUUUUUAGGAAAAAAUGAUGAUGAUGAUGAUGAUGAUGAAGAUGAUCAGAACAUAGUUGUUUUUUUGUUUGUUUUUUCUUUACUAUGAGUAUUAUUAUGUUAGAUAUGUUUGAUGUUUAUUUUUUACAUUGUGAGGUCAUUUUUGUGAAAAAAAUGCAGAAACAGAGAAAAAGAGGAAGGGAACAUUUUUAGGAAUUGUUACCUCCUAGUGUUGUGGUUUACAUAGCACUGUUUUGUGUAUAUAAAUUGGGAUUUGUGAAGGUUUCACAGUUAAUCCAGUGAAUUUAGAGGGGAUGGCCUCUCUAAUGUUGUCUUUUUCUGACUAAGGCUUGUUUGGUUGUUGUGGUUGAUAUGCAAAGUCUUGUGUGUGAUCUGCCUGACUGUGGAGCACAUUGAUGAGGCUCUCAGUUUGACUGUAUGUCUGGUAGGACUAUGGGGUUUGGUGCAAUACACUUAAUAAUCUACUGGCUACUCCCUGCCACCAUGACUGACUCCUAUUGGACUCUUUUGGCCUUUUGGGAAUGCAGUUCAUUCCUCACCAUUUGAAUUCAAUAUUUUAAAAAUAGCAACUAUUUAAAUUCACUUCUUUUUUACUUAUUAAUGGUUUUUACAGUCCGCUAAAGUGUGCUACCAAAGUCCAAAGCUGUGGGAUCAUUCAAGGGAGAAGGUUAAAGAAAAAAAUAAGGUUAAUGGUCAUUUCACUUUUUGAGGAAUACUUUACAAUUGAGCAGAGCUAAUUGGAAUUGUUUUCUGUUAAUUGGAAUAUUUCCCCCCUUUGGGAUGUUAUUAAAAAGCUGCAAACUAGUUCAUAGAGAAAUUUUAAAUGUUUUGUCAAGGUGGCUAAAGAUGAAAAGCAUGGC
Messenger RNA from Cuscuta europaea, 2410 nucleotides. NCBI's taxonomy places the organism in Eukaryota, Viridiplantae, Streptophyta, Magnoliopsida, Solanales, Convolvulaceae. The record is from the annotation of a GenBank genome assembly.